AAGAUGGCACAUGCGAUACAUUUAAAGAACAACAAAUACCGACAGUGGGUUAAGGCAGGCCUAGGCUUGGGUUAUCUUAAAGAGGGACUUGCACCAUUUUGUGAUGACAUAGGAAAACAGCAGCACAACGAUAUUAUAAACCAAAUACAACAAACAAAGACUCCUCAACCAAAUGUACCAUGCAGCACCUGUCAGAUAACAACUCUCCAGCCAGAUCAUGUCCGAGUCUCAAAAGGGAUAUGUCCACUCAAACAAGAUAAAUGUAACUGUUGUUUUACAAAUAAUAAGAAACCCUGUCCAAACAAUGUAUGUGGCGCAAUCUAUGACAGCAUUAUACAGUAUCAUGCAUCAAUACCACCUGCACCUUUUUGGAAAAACAGUGAUGUCCAACAGUGGUCAACAGAACCGUGGCAGGUUUGCAAAUGUUUUAUAAAUGCUCCUGGGUACAAGGACAAGAUAUCAGCAGACGACACUGAUUGUACUGGGUUGAUUCAUGUUAUCAUAAAUAACAAGUACUUUCAUAGUCAUAUUGGAUGCAAUGUUACCGGACCAAACAAUCUUUUUUCAAAGGUACGUCUGUAUCGAAAUGAAAUCUUUCACUCAAGCAAUAUGGAAUUAGAGGAGAGCAAGGCUAAUUCAUAUAUUGAUGAUAUGAUAGUUGUUCUACAAGAUAGUAAGGAACUUGUACAUCGACAAGAUGCACAACAAGCUGUCGGGAAACUUCAAGAUCUGAAGAAAAAGGGCUUCAUUAUUACUACUGAAGACUUUGAAGAUAUUCUGAGGCAAAUCAAAGAUGAAAUGGCAAAAGUUUUAAAAUCAACAGAAAAUGCUGCAACUAAGUCUGAAGAAGAAUAUGAGGACCUGAAAAAUAGAUUAACUGAACUUAAAGCACAGAUGUCGGAAGCUGAGAAAAAACAUUUAGAACUGAAAAGGAAAUUUACUGUUCUUGAGACAGAGCAAAAAGAGGAGAUAAAAAGACUCAUGGUAGAAGAUUCUCCUCAACAAAAUCAAUUAGAAUAUGAAAAGGUGAAAUCAGGUAUGUUCUAUAGAAUAUGAAAAGGCUAAUCAGGUAUGUUAGAUAGAAUAUGAAAAGGCUAUAUCAGGUAUGUUAUAUAGAAUAUGAAAAGGCUAAUCAGGUAUGUUAUAUAGAAUAUGAAAAGGCUAAAUCAGGUAUGUUAUAUAGAAUAUGAAAAGGCU
Messenger RNA from Ruditapes philippinarum (Manila clam), 1197 nucleotides. RefSeq lists its product as uncharacterized. NCBI's taxonomy places the organism in Eukaryota, Metazoa, Mollusca, Bivalvia, Venerida, Veneridae. The transcript has 4 exons. The coding region runs from base 4 to 1056 and encodes 350 amino acids. The record is from RefSeq and is a predicted model, not a curated record.